Messenger RNA from Oikopleura dioica, 1227 nucleotides. The record is from the annotation of a GenBank genome assembly. NCBI's taxonomy places the organism in Eukaryota, Metazoa, Chordata, Appendicularia, Copelata, Oikopleuridae.
AUGCUCCAAGAUUUCCCUGAAGACUACGAGGACAAGUCUGGCAUGAGCACCGUCAGCGGGACAGUCACACUCGCUAAAAACGAGCAGAAUCUCAUCGGAAUCUCCAUCGGCGGCGGCGCUCCCUACUGUCCCUGCUUGUAUAUCGUCCAGCUCUACGAAAAUACGCCUGCGUUGAACUGCGAGAAACUUCAGUGUGGGGAUGAAAUUGUGGCGGUCAAUGGGCUUUCUACUAAAGGAUUGACAAAGAGCGAGCUAGCCAAAUGUAUUCAGGAUGAAAACGCAGAAGUAACGAUUCAAUACAACAAGCUCAUUUGUGAUACAACAAAGGGGAAAACACUGGACAUCAAGCUGAAGAAAAUGAAGCACAAGAUCAUCGAAGGAAUGGAACCAACUACUGCCGACGCUCUUGGAAUAUCAAGAGCGGUUCUAUGCAACGACUCGUUGGUGAGGAAACUGGAUGAUUUGUCGCAGAAAGCGAAGCUUGCGAAAGGGAUUGUGCUAAGAACAAUCAGGUCGAUGAAGAUUUUGCAAGCGAGAAUCAAGGGACAUGAUCAAAUGGCUGCGGCGUUUAAGUCGAUUGCUGGAAGAGACUCGAAUCAUCAGAGCUACUUGGACCUGGCGAAAAUCCACGAAGUAAUGCGCACUGCGGAUCGAGAGCUGAUUGAUGAAACGAAACAAGUUGUUUCCGACAUCAUCGUUUUUACGGAUACAAUCGUUCCUGAUGCGAAAAUGACAGUGAAAAAAUACGCUGAUGCAAAAUUUGAAUACUUGAGUUAUUGCUUGAAAAUCAAGGAAAUGGACGACGAAGAGUCAGAAUGCAUCACUUUCAACGAGCCCCUCUAUCGCGUAGAAACUGGAAAUUACGAAUAUCGCAUGGUUCUUCGCUGCCGCCAAUCUUCCAGGGCGAAAUUUCAGAAGAUGCGAAAAGAUGUUCUCGAAAAACUCGAACUCGUUGAUGCGAAAUUUCAAGCUGAAUUCCCCGAUUUAUUGAAAAAACUCCUUGAUCUCCGCGCGGAGCAUGCUCUUAAAAUCGCAGAAAUCGAGAAUCACCUUGACAUUUUUCCCAUCGAAGCUGACCUUGAUCAGCAAACCUUCGAAUACGGCAGCUUGAGCGAAGAAGAUGAUCCUUCUGCCCUCGAUUCUUUAGCCAAAGAACUCGAAUCUUUUGAACUAGAAGAUACUCAUUCAAAAGAAGAUGCGGAAGAUUCGCUUAUCAACUUUGACUAA